CUGCUUACUAUUUCCAUUGCCAUGUUUCUGUCGGUAGAUUCUCUUAACCGCAGCACUUUCCCAGCAGAUUUUGUGUUUGGAACAGCAUCUUCAGCUUAUCAGUAUGAAGGUGCUGCUUUCGAGGGUGGCAGGGGGCCGAGCAUAUGGGACACCUUCACUCAUAGUUAUCCAGAUCGAAUAGCAGAUCACAGUAAUGGGGAUGUUGCUACUGAUUCAUACCAUCGUUACAAAGAAGACAUAGACAUGAUGAAGGAUAUUGGAUUUCAAGCCUACAGAUUUUCCAUUUCUUGGUCCCGAAUACUACCUAGUGGAAAUUUCAAGGGAGGAGUUAACCAAGAGGGAAUCACAUAUUACAACAAUCUCAUAAAUGAAAUACUAUCAAAAGGACUACAACCUUACAUAACCCUAUUUCACUGGGAUCUCCCUCAAGCUCUUGAAGAUGAAUACAAUGGUUUUCUAAGUCCCAAAAUUGUGCAAGAUUUUGCAUAUUAUGCAGAGUUGUGUUUCAAAGAAUUUGGAGAUAGAGUUAAGCACUGGAUAACUGUAAAUGAACCACUACUUUAUAGCCUUCAGGGUUAUGCACUUGGUGGCUUCCCACCAGCAAGAUGUUCUAAAGGGGUGUCCCCAAAUUGUGAUGUUGGUGAUUCUAGUACUGAGCCAUACUUAGUUUCACACCACCAAAUUCUUGCUCAUGCUACAGCAGUAGAAGUCUAUAGAGAGAAGUACCAGAUUUCUCAAAAGGGUCAAAUUGGGAUAGCACUAAAUGCUCCUUGGUUUGUGCCACUAUCCCAAUCAAAAGUCGACAAAGAUGCUGCAUCUCGGGCCCUUGCUUUUAUGUAUGAAUGGUUCAUGGAACCACUAUACUCUGGUACAUAUCCUGCUGUGAUGGUUAAUAAAGUUGGGGAACGUUUGCCAAAGUUUUCUGAAAGGGAAUACUUAAUGGUUAAAGGUUCCUUUGAUUUCAUAGGGUUGAACUAUUACACUGCAAAUUUUGCAGCCAAUAUUCCAUGCCAACAAGGAAAUUUAAGUAUCUUAACAGACCCUUGCGCAAGAUUGACUACUGAAAGAAAUGGGUCUCCUAUCGGUCCAAAGGCUAGCUCAAACUGGAUCUACAUCUAUCCUCAAGGAAUUCAAGAUAUUUUAGAAUAUACCAAGGAAAAGUUCAACAAUCCAACCAUUUACAUAACAGAAAAUGGUUUUGAUGAGGUUAAUGAUGGUACCAAGUCACUUGAUGACAAAUUGAGGAUAUACUAUAUUGGUCAACAUCUUUUAUAUAUUCAAAGGGCCAUAAGGAAUGGUGUGAAGGUGAAGGGAUACUUUGCAUGGUCAUUUUUGGACAAUUUUGAGUGGACUUAUGGGUACACUGCUCGCUUUGGAAUAGUAUAUGUCGAUUUUAAGAAUGGACUUAAGAGAUAUCAUAGAAGAUCAGCUUUAUGGUUCAAAACUUUUUUCCAUCAGUGA
Abrus precatorius (Indian licorice) is the source of this 1461-nucleotide messenger RNA. Its product is annotated as beta-glucosidase 12-like. Gene Ontology annotation, molecular function: beta-glucosidase activity. Lineage: Eukaryota; Viridiplantae; Streptophyta; Magnoliopsida; Fabales; Fabaceae. The transcript has 13 exons. The coding region runs from base 22 to 1461 and encodes 479 amino acids. Gene Ontology annotation, biological process: carbohydrate metabolic process. The record is from RefSeq and is a predicted model, not a curated record.